This is a messenger RNA of Colletotrichum destructivum, 288 nucleotides long. RefSeq lists its product as uncharacterized. Bases 1 to 258 code for a protein of 85 amino acids. The transcript is spliced from 2 exons. Lineage: Eukaryota; Fungi; Ascomycota; Sordariomycetes; Glomerellales; Glomerellaceae. The record is from RefSeq and is a predicted model, not a curated record.
AUGAGUUUGCAUCUCCCGUCCUAUACAGAAAGUCGUUGGGCCGUCGUGCAUGCAACCCUAGCUAGCCUCCGCGAACGCUUUCCUGUUCCUGGGCGACACUCCGUAGUAGCUCCACCAGAAACGCUCCCAUUGUUGGUGCAAUCUCGCAACCGCAGACAUGCAUAUGCUGUUGGUUCUCAAGUUUCAAGACCAAGACUAUGGGUAGAAAGGGGGGUUCGGCUACACACGACACGGGUCCCCCGUCGUUCCUCGCUAUAAAGUCGAUUUGCUCGCCCCUUGCUGUUUCUU